CUAAGACAGUUCUAACAGUUUUAUUUCCCAGGCAUUUAAAAAUCUCUUCCCAUAAUUCCCUCUCAGGGUGUGUCUCAGCUAUAUCCCCGGCUGUCGCUGCCCAUAUUGACCAAACAAACCCAAAUGUCACAGAAUUCUGCCCAGGAAACUCCAAAAAGUUCAAGUGAAGAGAUGGCCAGCAAAGGUCAGCCAGUAGUUCCUGUAGUGAGACUCCUGCAUCACAAAAUGUGCCGGAAUGGGGAGUAUCCAGGAAGUAGAAUUCAGCGCUAUCCUGUUGAGGAUGCCUUGAUGAAGUGGAAGAAACCAUUCCCGGACUACCAACCGGCUUUCUACGAAUCGCCCCAUAUCGCGGGGAAACCAUGGUCAGAUCCCUCCAAGGACUCAGAUGACUUCAAGAAAAUCAAAUUCAACAAGCUAGAUGGGAAGGUUAAUAGGAUUUCCUACUUGGGAAAGUAUAAAACAUUUGAUGGGAUCCCACAGAAUCCUAUUGGACGGACAGGAAUCAUCGGGAGGGGACUUCUGGGUCGUUGGGGACCAAAUCACGCCGCUGACCCCAUCGUGACACGCUGGAAGAGGACGGAAAGUGGGGAAAUUGUGAGGAAUCAGCGCACAGGACUUGGGUAUCUUCAGAUGUGCGCCAUCAAGCGCAAGGAUUGCGGGAAGUGGGCCAUUCCCGGGGGGAUGGUGGAUCCAGGAGAGAACGUAACGGCCACACUGAAGAGGGAAUUCGCCGAGGAGGCCCUCAGCAUGAAUGCAGCUCCCAUGGAAGUGGAGGUGUUCUUCAAACUAGCCGGGAAGGAGGUCUACAGGGGCUACGUGGAUGAUCCCCGGAAUACAGAUAAUGCCUGGAUUGAGACACUCGCAAUGAAUUUUCACGAUGAAAACGGGGACAUGGUGGGGAGGUUCAACUUCAAGGCAGGAAGUGAUGCUGCUCGUGUUGUCUGGAAGGACAUUGACCGGAAUGUUGAUCUCUACGCCAACCAUUCAACCAUGCUCAAGCAGGUGGCUGAGAAUCUCAGCGCUCAAUGGUGAAUUCUACAUUUUUUUCAUUUAUUCUUUAAUUUCCAAGUCAUUUUAUCAUUUAAUAUAAAUUUUACAUUAA
This is a messenger RNA of Lutzomyia longipalpis, 1102 nucleotides long. RefSeq names its product ADP-ribose pyrophosphatase, mitochondrial. The coding region runs from base 124 to 1032 and encodes 302 amino acids. Gene Ontology annotation, molecular function: ADP-ribose diphosphatase activity. The record is from RefSeq and is a predicted model, not a curated record. The transcript has a single exon. NCBI's taxonomy places the organism in Eukaryota, Metazoa, Arthropoda, Insecta, Diptera, Psychodidae.